Molecule: messenger RNA, 369 nt
Organism: Aspergillus ochraceoroseus IBT 24754
Lineage: Eukaryota; Fungi; Ascomycota; Eurotiomycetes; Eurotiales; Aspergillaceae
Exons: 2
Biological process (GO): protein insertion into mitochondrial outer membrane; mitochondrial outer membrane translocase complex assembly
Cellular component (GO): mitochondrial outer membrane
Source: RefSeq, a predicted model, not a curated record
UCACUAUCCGCCUCAGAUCCUUCUCUCACUACAUCAGCCUAUAUGGUUUCCUCUCCGGACCGGCCAUACAGCUCCAGCACAGACGACGACAUCGCCUCGCUUCCGUCAGAGUCAACCUCGAGUUCGGAUAUUGAUACGCUCUCAGAUUACUCCGAUGCAGAGGCAGAAUGGCAAGAAAGCAUUGAGCAGCUGGAGCUUCUGUUGACAAUGGUUCUUGUGCCCUUUGUAGGGAAGUAUCUGGGGAGGAAGUGUGCCCAUUGGAGCUGGACCAGAUUCAUGGAGUGGAAGUAUCCUAUUGAAGUCGUCAUGAGCGAAAAGGCCGCGUACAAGCAGGGCUCUGGCGGUGUCCGGGCUUAUGCCUCGCUCUGA